CCGCGGUCAAGUCCAAUGCCUGUCUCAAAUCUCAGCAGCACUAAACCUCUCAUCCUCUCCAAUGUCGAGCUCUCGAGCUCUGCUUCAAUGUGGCUCUCAACCGCCUCCCAACCAAUCCCAUCCCCAAAACGCUGCGUAUCACAUGACGGACUACCGGAUAUCGCCGAACAAGAGUACCGCAAGAAAGUCCUCCGAGACCUCAACUCCUUGAUUUCCGGCGCCGACACGUCAGCGGACGACGACGCCGUGGAUCAAGAAGUGACUGAUACUGAGUGGUUCUUUCUCGUUUCAAUGACUCAGUCGUUCGUCAACGGCGGCGGGCUUCCGGGUCAGGCCUUCUUUCACUCCACCCCGGUCUGGGUUGCUGGACUGGACCGACUGGCGGCUUCUCCGUGCGAGCGGGCGCGACAGGGCCAAGUGUUUGGGCUGCAGACUAUGGUUUGCGUUCCGACGGCGAAUGGGGUUGUGGAGUUGGGAUCGACCGAGCUCAUCUACCAGAGCUCCGAUCUGAUGAAUAAGGUCAGGGUUUUGUUUGAUUUCAACAAUUUGGAGGUCGGUUCUUGGCCUAUGAGCGGCGGCGCCACCGUCGAUCAGGGCGAGAACGACCCUUCGUCGCUCUGGCUUAAUGAUCCGUCGACCACCACCAUGGAAAUGAAGGACCCGGUGAAUACUUCGGCAACCACCAACACCAGCAACCAGCUAAUUUCAAAGCCGGUGCAGUUCGACAACCACCCGAGCUCCAGUAGCUUAUCCGAGAACCCGAGCCCGAUUCAAGUACCACAAUUGCAGCAGCAAGUACAACAACAACAGCAGACGCAGGUGUUUGAUGAAAGUCCAGACAGAGAGUACAAUGGUGAUUUUGAAUACAGUAAGCUUGGAGAUGAUGCUUCCAGGAUUUGUGCAAGCAAUGACGGUGAAGAUCUGGACUCAGGAGAACUGAUUCAUUUCUGUUGUUGUAAAUGAUUGCAUCUGUGUCACAGAGAUUUUGACUUGAGGAGGUCGGAUCUGAUUCUGCCCAGCAAGGAUGAUCCGCUCUAGCUCUCUGUCCACCUUACACCCUCAAGUAUAGGGGCAGCAUGUGGGGCUACAAACGAUUUUUCAGACGGACACUGCUCGAAUCAUCUAGUUUCCUCAAGGAUGAUUGCUUGAAAAUUAAUUGCACUGUCGGUGUUGUGGUUUCUGCAAUAGAUAGUUCGAGAUUGCAUUCCAUACAUGUCCCCGAUUCUGAUAUUGGAGAUCAUUUUGGUAUGCUUUUGGAGAAUGAGGAAGGUUCAGAUGUUACUUUCAAUGUAUGUGGGGAAAAGUUUCAUGCCCACAAGUUAGUACUGGCAGCUAGAUCUCCUUUAUUUGAAAAAGAAUUUUUCGAUGGAAAUGAAGUAGAAGAAUCUCAUCACUCGGCCCAACCACGACCCUUCAUCUGAGCCAUCAGACUCCGUAGUUCCUGCACCCGCCACAA
Malus domestica (apple) is the source of this 1456-nucleotide messenger RNA. Its product is annotated as transcription factor MYC2-like. NCBI's taxonomy places the organism in Eukaryota, Viridiplantae, Streptophyta, Magnoliopsida, Rosales, Rosaceae. Gene Ontology annotation, molecular function: transcription cis-regulatory region binding; DNA-binding transcription factor activity. The record is from RefSeq and is a predicted model, not a curated record. Gene Ontology annotation, cellular component: nucleus. Gene Ontology annotation, biological process: regulation of DNA-templated transcription.